This is a messenger RNA of Chionomys nivalis (European snow vole), 4253 nucleotides long. RefSeq names its product IKAROS family zinc finger 1 (gene Ikzf1). Gene Ontology annotation, molecular function: RNA polymerase II cis-regulatory region sequence-specific DNA binding; DNA-binding transcription factor activity. The record is from RefSeq and is a predicted model, not a curated record. The transcript is spliced from 8 exons. Bases 219 to 1772 code for a protein of 517 amino acids. Lineage: Eukaryota; Metazoa; Chordata; Mammalia; Rodentia; Cricetidae. Gene Ontology annotation, biological process: regulation of transcription by RNA polymerase II.
GCAGGGCACUCUAACAAGUGCGUGCGCGGCCGCGCCCGGGCCGGCAACAGCGGCAGCCCGGCGCAGUGCAGCCCAUCCCGGGACACUCGGCCGUGGCAGGCGGAGACCGAGUAGGUCCCGCGGGGUACAGGAGCCCCAGAUCCCCGGCUGCUCUUCGCGCCCCAGGAUCAGUCUUGGCCCCCAAAGCGCGGCAUACAAAUCCACAUAAUCUGAACGCAAUGGAUGCUGACGAGGGUCAAGACAUGUCCCAAGUUUCAGGGAAGGAGAGCCCCCCAGUCAGUGACACUCCCGAUGAAGGGGAUGAACCCAUGCCUGUCCCCGAAGACCUCUCAACCACGUCUGGAGCACAGCAGAACCCCAAGAGUGAGCGAGGCAUGGCCAGUAAUGUUAAAGUAGAGACUCAGAGUGAUGAAGAGAAUGGGCGUGCCUGUGAAAUGAAUGGGGAAGAAUGUGCAGAGGAUUUACGAAUGCUUGAUGCCUCAGGAGAAAAAAUGAAUGGCUCCCACAGGGACCAAGGCAGCUCGGCUCUGUCGGGAGUUGGAGGCAUUCGACUUCCUAACGGAAAACUAAAGUGUGAUAUCUGUGGGAUCAUUUGCAUCGGGCCCAAUGUGCUCAUGGUUCACAAAAGAAGUCAUACUGGUGAGCGGCCCUUCCAGUGUAACCAGUGCGGGGCCUCCUUCACCCAGAAGGGCAACCUGCUGCGCCACAUCAAGCUGCACUCGGGCGAGAAGCCUUUCAAGUGCCAUCUCUGCAACUAUGCCUGCCGCCGCAGGGAUGCCCUCACCGGCCACCUGAGGACACACUCUGUUGGUAAGCCUCACAAAUGUGGAUAUUGUGGCCGAAGCUAUAAACAGCGAAGCUCUUUAGAGGAACAUAAAGAGCGUUGCCACAACUACUUGGAAAGCAUGGGCCUUCCAGGCACGAUGUACCCAGUCAUUAAGGAAGAAACUAACCACAGUGAGAUGGCUGAAGACCUGUGCAAGAUAGGAGCAGAGAGGUCCCUUGUUCUGGACAGACUGGCAAGCAACGUCGCCAAACGUAAGAGCUCUAUGCCUCAGAAAUUUCUUGGAGACAAGUGUCUGUCAGACAUGCCCUAUGACAGUGCCAGCUAUGAGAAGGAUGGGAUGAUGACAUCUCACGUGAUGGAUGAAGCCAUCAACAAUGCCAUCACCUACCUGGGGGCUGAGUCCCUGCGCCCGCUGGUGCAGACACCUCCCGGAAGCUCCGAGGUGGUGCCCGUCAUCAACUCCAUGUACCAGCUGCACAAGCCCCCCGCAGACGGCCCCCCACGGCCCAACCACUCGGCGCAGGAUAGCGCCGUGGAGAACUUGCUGCUGCUGUCCAAGGCCAAGUCUGUGUCAUCGGAACGGGAGGCCUCCCCGAGCAACAGCUGCCAAGACUCCACGGACACCGAGAGCAACGCUGAGGAGCAGCGCAGUGGCCUCAUCUACCUGACCAACCACAUCACCCCGCAUGUGCGCAACGGGCUGGCCCUCAAGGAGGAGCAGCGAGCCUAUGAGGUGCUGAGGGCGGCCUCAGAGAACUCGCAGGAUGCCUUCCGCGUGGUCAGCACAAACGGCGAGCAGCUGAAGGUGUACAAGUGCGAACACUGCCGCGUGCUCUUUCUGGAUCACGUCAUGUACACCAUCCACAUGGGCUGCCAUGGCUUCCGGGAUCCUUUUGAGUGUAACAUGUGUGGUUAUCACAGCCAGGACAGGUACGAGUUCUCAUCCCAUAUCACACGGGGGGAGCAUCGCUACCACCUGAACUAAACCAGGCCAGGCCCCACAGAAGCACAAAGCCUAUGCCUCCCUCCUGGCAGCUGGAUCCACAGCGGACAAUGUUGGGUGUGGAUUUGCAGGCAGCAUUUGUUCCUUUAAGUUGGUUGUUUGGGAUUUGAUUUGUGUUAGAAGACAAGUUUUUAAUGUUAGAGACAGGAUUGCAUUGCAUCGGGAGCAUUCAGAAUAUCCACCCUUCUAGACGGUUUUGUUGACUGCCAGCUGAGAUUUCCCUUGACCAGUGGCUUUCUGACCCACACCAUCACCACCCAACAGAGCCUGAAUUUUCAGAGAAUUGAAUAAGAGAAUUAUCCAAGAAGGAGCAAAGAGAACCUUUCCCUAAGCAAAGUUUAUACCCCAUGGAUUCUCCAAAUCUCCCCAAAACAUCAUAGUCACUGGGGUGGGGCCAUCUCAGGGAGCUCCACAGGUGAGCCGCAAGACCAGAUAGAUCAAAGGCAGCUGGGGAGGAGCAAGGACACAGCCUGUGUGGAGACCAGGGCAGAAGGUUGAUCUUUUAAAGAUGCUAGUAAGUCACAUAAGGAAUGGGAACAUGGUGUCUGGACAAGUGUCUAGGAUUCAUCUGGGCAAGAAGGGAAGGGGAUUGGAGAGCCUUGUAGACUCCUCUUCAUUGGCCUGAUCACACCCAGCCUCUGGGGGCUUGUCACCCAGUGAGAUGAGCUCUCCUGUGGGCAUUUUUGGAGUAGCCCUCUUCCCGAAGCUUAUCACUGCAUUUUAGACCCCAGUCCCGAAACUGAGACCUUCCUUUAAACUUCUCACACUGUAAGAUCCCUCUGAAGCCAAAGCUUUCUUCUAGGCCCCAUGCUCAUUGUCUGGGUGUCUGUUCUUCCCUGAACUGUCUGGGAAGUCCAACCCCAUCAUUCAUUUCAGCUGAAUCCCUGUUCCGAUUAUAGCCAUGGACCUGGCUAUCUCAGUCUGAUAACCAUCUUUUUCUGCUCACACUGUGUGUUAUUUUUGUUUGAAAGCCUAUAAAACCAUUAUUCAGAAUGACCAUUUUUAGGAAAUAUAUGAGCCCGGCAUCUCAGUGGCUGAAGCACAGAAUAUUCUUGCUGUUAAACAAAAAUUCUAAAUGGUCUGAAACUCUUCAGCAUAAACACCAAAUACCACGUGUUUUCACAUAAACAGGACAGGAACCAUGUAUCCUUGACCAGGUAAAGGUAUUAGGAUAUUGGAAUGUCUGGGGUCACGGUGUGACCAGUUCGGGUUCCCAGAGAGAAAUGCCCAUCAGAUAUCACAGAAAAGAGGCAGGUAAGGUGGUAGAGGUGAGAUCUGGUCCAGUCAAACCAAGACAGGGAUGCCACACUGAAACCAAGUUAGGUAGCUGGAGGUUCUUAACAGGACAGGCCUCACUUAAGAGUCAAUAUUAGGGUCAUGACCCUCCACCACCUCAAUGAAAUGAAAAGCAUGUGAUUGUCAAUGUUUACAGCACUGUCUUCAUAGAAACUCUCUGAGGGGAUUCCAAAGAACUGGAAGGGAGAUUGUCUAUAGCAGCACUUGGGUUAAAGCAAGCAUUCUUAGUUGCAACCCUCCUGAUGCAGGGGGCUUGUCAUGGCGGGUGGAGACUGUUCUGUGAAUUGUAGCUUACCUAGCAGAAUCCCUUGUCACUGCCCAGUAGAUGCCAGUAGCAUCCUAGCUGAUACCCAAACCUGUCUCCCAGGUGUUCCCUGGGGGCACACCACUGAUCUAAAUUUUAAGCUGGUGGAAAGUGUGGGAAAGUUUCCACAAAUAAGAAGCACUUGAAGCCUUUCCCAGUCAGCAGCCUCCAGCUGCACUUUCUUUGGGAAGUGGAUGAAUUCCGUAUGCACAUUUGAGAAUGCACUUCCUCAAAUGCUUCUGAGUUCGGUUGCAGGAAUGAAGUUCACGGACGUAGCACUCUCAAGUGUGGAUUUCUCUGCUUCCAGAACAAUGUGGCAUUUUGAAAGUAAAAAUAAAAUUGCGACUAUAAUGAUUUACAGUAAGAAUUUGAGGAACCAGAGCUGUGAGCAACUUUUGUUCAAUAUGCAGUUACAGAGAAAGGCUGGCCUUACCCAAAUUCAUAUAUUCCAGUGACAGCCUUCCAAGCCUCCAGUUUGUUGGCAGCUCCUGUUCACUCUUGUCCUUAUCCAGGAGAACCUCAGGGUCAGCUGGUCCAAGGGAGAUGGCUCCAACCCUCACCCCUACCCCUGCCACUGGCAUUCAGAGGUUAAAGCAGAAUUGUAAAUAGUGGCUUCAGGAGCUGUUUUUUAGAAUGCUUUGCCCCUUGCUCUCACUGCCUUUUUUUUUUUUUAGCUGAUAUGUCUAUUUGCACACCUUUUGUUGUGGUUUUAUAUUGUAACAGCAUUUUUUUGAAACUAUUGUAUUUAAGAUAAGGUUUCAUAUUAUGUCCACAAGUAAUUAAAUUAUGUUUGAAGGUGGCUAUAUUCUGUAUCAAACGUUGAUGAUAUUUUUCUUUAGUUGGUAAAGUAGGGUUUUGCAUGA